This is a messenger RNA of Adelges cooleyi (spruce gall adelgid), 3462 nucleotides long. Its product is annotated as proteoglycan 4-like. The record is from RefSeq and is a predicted model, not a curated record. The transcript has 6 exons. Gene Ontology annotation, biological process: proteolysis. The coding region runs from base 263 to 2902 and encodes 879 amino acids. Gene Ontology annotation, molecular function: serine-type endopeptidase activity. Lineage: Eukaryota; Metazoa; Arthropoda; Insecta; Hemiptera; Adelgidae.
GGGCGCCGCAGUCCAACGAUUACAAACGUUUUAGUUUUGAUAAUACCAGACUGUCUGACACCUGAAGUGCUUUAUCUUGCGGCCAGGUGAAUCGAACGCCUCAAUAAUAUUCAAAAAGAUAAUUACAGCAGUAGGUAUUCACACCACAAUCUAGAAACUACGAAAAUUGUAGGAGUGCAUUAUUAUCCGUCCCGCCCGCGCUUAAUGUGGCCGUCAGUGUUCGCGGUUUUUUUUUUAAAUAGUUUUACUCAAUUUUUAUAAAAUGAUCAAACACAUAUUAAUAGUAAUCGGAUUAAUACAUGGAUUCAGAGAUUCAAACGGAAAUCCAGUACCAAACCCGUUGGACAAAGCGGCUAUUCAAUAUACUAGUCAGGCGGUCGUGCUAAGGAGUCGUUCGGAAACAGAAUAUUCGUGCUGCGGGACGCUGAUCGAUCCGAGUUGGGUGUUGACGUCGGCCAGCUGUGUGCCAAAGGCCGUCGACGACCUCUACGUAACGUCCCAAAACCAUUUGAAUCCAGAGGAAGUUGUUAGCGAACAUGCCGUCCGGUCGGUGCAGCAACCUACAACACCCAACAGCAUAGCGUUGAUCCAGAUAACGCCUGCGGUCAAAACUGAUGACCUCUCGAGAAACGUGCCGGCCGUCGAAUUAGCGUCAGAAACGGAUUACUCGCUCAGAAAAAGCUGCAGCAACGGCUAUUUCGGCGACGAAGACGGUGCACCAAUUUAUUGCAACAGUAAGCUGACCGAAUUAUUCUCCCGUCAAAAUGGAUCUACAAUGACUAUCAGCGUCGCUGAGUAUAAAAAUUGGAUAAUAUUAGUGAUACACAACUCAUAUGAAAACAACUCCAAUUUCGCAACAUCACAAGUGCAAGUAAUAGAAUCCAAUAGUGCAACAUCAGACUCCUAUGGAUCAAACUCAACAGAUAUUGAAAUACCACAAUCCGACGACCCAACGUCAGCAGACACCUACGGAAGCCAAACUAAAGACGCCGAACAACAAGAAUCCCCGAAAUCAGACGAGCCUAAAGACCCUACACCUUUAGCACCUGCUACACCUUCAGAAAUAAAACAGAGCACAGACAACGAACCAACAGAUUCCCCAGACCCGACGUCAGCCGAGCCUAAAGAACCUACAACCUUAGCACCGGCUACACCUGCAGAAAUAAAACAGACCACAGACACCGAUUUUCCAGAAACCCCAGAUCCGACGUCAGCCGAGCCUAAAGAACCAACAACCUUGGCACCCGCUACAACUGCAGAAAUAAAACAGACCACAGACGCCGAAUUUACAGAAUCCCCAGAUCCGACGUCAGCCGAGCCUAAAGAACCAACAACCUUGGCACCCGCUACAACUGCAGAAAUAAAACAGACCACAGACGCCGAAUUUACAGAAUCCCCAGAUCCGACGUCAGCCGAGCCUAAAGAACCAACAACCUUGGCACCCGCUACAACUGCAGAAAUAAAACAGACCACAGACGCCGAAUUUACAGAAUCCCCAGAUCCGACGUCAGCCGAGCCUAAAGAACCAACAACCUUGGCACCCGCUACAACUGCAGAAAUAAAACAGACCACAGACGCCGAAUUUACAGAAUCCCCAGAUCCGACGUCAGCCGAGCCUAAAGAACCAACAACCUUGGCACCCGCUACAACUGCAGAAAUAAAACAGACCACAGACACCGAUUUUCCAGAAACCCCAGAUCCGACGUCAGCCGAGCCUAAAGAACCAACAACCUUGGCACCCGCUACAACUGCAGAAAUAAAACAGACCACAGACACCGAAUUUACAGAAUCCCCAGAUCCGACGUCAGCCGAGCCUAAAGAACCAACAACCUUGGCACCCGCUACAACUGCAGAAAUAAAACAGACCACAGACGCCGAAUUUACAGAAUCCCCAGAUCCGACGUCAGCCGAGCCUAAAGAACCAACAACCUUGGCACCCGCUACAACUGCAGAAAUAAAACAGACCACAGACACCGAAUUUACAGAAUCCCCAGAUCCGACGUCAGCCGAGCCUAAAGAACCAACAACCUUGGCACCCGCUACAACUGCAGAAAUAAAACAGACCACAGACGCCGAAUUUACAGAAUCCCCAGAUCCGACGUCAGCCGAGCCUAAAGAACCAACAACCUUAGCACCCGCUACACCUGCAGAAAUAAAACAGACCACAGACACCGAAUAUACAGAAUUCCCUGACCCAACAACAGACAAACCUAAAGAACCUACAACCUUAGCACCCGCUACAGCUGCAGACGAAACCGAAUACACCGAGGUAGGCCCAUCUAAUACAACAACAACCAAAGAACAAAGUAGUACUAAUGCACCAAUAGACCAGACGAUAGAGACCGAGGUGUGGUUCGAUCCAACAAGUCAUCCAGCUCAGACGACGCCCCCCGCGGAAACAGAACAACCAGAGGUCACAGGCACAACAAAGGACACGUUGUCGACGCAAACUUUAGAAACUGAACAACCGGUUGAGCCGAAAACAUCUACAACGACGUCCACUACGAGACAGCCAUCGACGUACGAGACCGAAGACUCCGAGGCGACCACAGAUCAAGAAAUCUCGACACCGCCGACCGAACAUACGACCGAACCCGGGCCAUCCGUAGCAACCGAAGACCCAUAUGAGCCCUCUGCCCUUCCACAUCCGAUAACGCAAGAGCCGACCGCCCCUACUUCCGCCACCACGACAAAACCCACAACCGCCUCACCUAGGACGGAACCACCCCCCGCGACAACGAAAAACCCUACAACAGCGGCAACGUCGCCGCCGCCCGAAAAAAUCACCACUCCGCGGCACGAACACGAUCCGGAUGUAAAGAAAAACGACGCUUCUCAAACCAACUUACUGUCGACCUUAACGGUACUCGCGUGUUCUCUACUGAUUACAGUCGGCUUGUAAUAUUGUUAUGUACGAGGGGAACGCCAGAUAUAAAAAACACGUUACAUUUAAAUAGCGAACAUAUGCCUUGAAAAACCAAACCCGCGGUUCACAAAUUACACAUGAUCCAAAUGACGACCCCCCCCCCCCCCCGGAAGAAUCAAUCUCCUGCCAGAAAACUUACCAAGAUUAAUGAUUGGGAAAUCUGUUGAUGUUUAUAAAUUAUAACGCACAUGUCUUGGUAAAGGGGUAUUUAAUUAGGUACUCGGUUUCACAAGGAAUUGAUUUAGACGUUCUAAGGCUAUAAUAAAACUCAUAGAUUUAUUCCUUCACGUUAUUAUAGUUACGCUCCGCUUCCUUUUUAAUCGUGUAUAUCUUAUAAUUUAAAUCUAAUUUAAUCCAAAACCUAUAGUUAAAAGUUUAAAAAUGUAUUAUACUUUUAAAUUGUUUUAUUUGAACUAUUGUUUAUUGUUUUAUUUAAACUAUUACUACCUAUCAUUUACAGUCAUAUUACUUUUGGUGAAUAUGUUUUUGUUGAUCAUUAUUGAAUAUUUCUAUAUAAAUAAACUAUUAACAUUUUU